Messenger RNA from Sclerotinia borealis F-4128, 1563 nucleotides. NCBI's taxonomy places the organism in Eukaryota, Fungi, Ascomycota, Leotiomycetes, Helotiales, Sclerotiniaceae. The record is from the annotation of a GenBank genome assembly.
AUGUCGGACACUAUUGGCUCGGUGCGCACAUUGAAGAGGAAGAAUGUGAAAGGUCUGGCAUUGAAUGCACCCCCACCUCGGAAUGUGGCACCAUCCGAGAACGAUUUACAGAUGCCUGGUGGCAUCGGCAGUGAGAGUAGCAGGCAGACUGCACAGUUAGAAAUUGGAAUUGAAUAUAAGUUGGAUUUGAAGAGAGAGGAUCUGGAAGUAUUGAAAGACCUCGGCCAUGGAAAUGGAGGAACCGUCAGUAAAGUCAGACAUAUGGCUACAGGCACGGUAAUGGCAAGAAAGGUUAUUCAUGUUGAAGCUAAGAAAGAAAUGCGUCGUCGAAUCGUUCGAGAACUACAAAUUAUGUAUGACUGUAAUUCGGAAUAUAUCGUCAACUUUUACGGUGCAUUUUUGAGCGAUAACAAUGAUGUUAUUAUGUGUAUGGAGUAUAUGGAUGUUGGAUCUCUAGAUAGAAUCUCUACACAUUUCGGUCCAGUUAGAGUCGAUGUUCUAGGAAAGAUUGCAGAAGCUACCCUUGGAGGCCUCACAUAUCUUUACAUCAAACAUCAUAUCAUGCAUCGAGAUAUCAAGCCAUCCAAUAUCUUAGUCAAUUCGAAGGGUCAGAUCAAGCUAUGUGAUUUUGGUGUUUCAGGAGAAUUGGUCAAUUCGGUGGCAGAUACCUUUGUUGGAACCUCGACAUAUAUGGCGCCGGAACGAAUUCAAGGACAAAAAUACACUGUGAAGUCUGAUGUGUGGAGUUUUGGUCUCGCCAUUAUGGAGCUCGCAAUUGGAAAGUUUCCUUUUGACGCUAGUGAGCACUUAUCCGACGGAGAUGGAGCACCAUCUGGUAUUCUUGAUCUUCUUCAACAAAUUGUAUAUGAGCCUGCGCCAAGACUGCCAAAGAGCGAAGCUUUCCCUCAAAUUCUCGAAGAUAUGAUCCAGAAAUGCAUGUCUAAAACUCCGGAAGAAAGGCCAACACCUCAAGAACUUUAUGAGCGUGAACCUUUCGUCCAAGCUGCCAAGCGAACUCCUGUAGAUCUUCGAGAAUGGGCUGUCAGUAUGCUAGAGAGAGACAACCGCAAGUCACAUCUUGCACCUCAAUUAUCUCCAGCUAGUAGAGAUCUGCUACGCGGCGAUGAUUCGCCCAAUACUUCACAAACUCCUACAUCAGGGGACAUUCCCAUAAAAAAUGCCGAUGUACGUUCGGCGAUAACUUCUCCGCCAUACAACGAAAACCAUAACCCCAGGUCUCGCUCUCCUACCAAGAACGGUAGUAUUUCGGGUCGAGGAGGUGUAGCUUUCCAUCCUGGUCUACCUGUAAGAGGUAGCACCACUAACUCGAUACCAAAACUUGCCGCCUUGAAUGCACCCGAUCCACACGAGGCCAAUGGUUCUUCAAGCGCAACCGCACCAAAUUUUAACACCACGGCUCUUCCCAUGCGUCCAGCUCCAGCAGGACCCUUACCACCACCACCUAGAAAACAAUCCGAAGACAACAGUCAUAAAGAAAGUCGACGUCAAGCAACCUUUGGCAGUGGCUUAUAUGGCUCGGGCUAUGCAGCCCAAGGUGCAUAA